AUGUCUGGCGAGGGAGCUAUGCCACUGGAGACGGGGCGAUCGACUUGAAGCUUCGUGGGGGCAUGCUUUUUUAGCCUGCUUGGGGCCUUCUCUUCUGGUUUGCUCUCGCCACCCUUCUGAUGAAUGUGAAAGCUGUGCUUGUGGGUCGCCAUUCUUGAAAAUUAAAAUGAGAGGUUUUUGUUAUAUAUGUUCUCUUUCUCUCUCUCUUUCUCUCUCUCACCCCUUGUUCGUCUUCCUCGUCAAAAAAUGUAAAGGUUUUAUUACUGAGAAAAGAAAAAAGGAUAGUGAGAGACUUGUCCUGUAAAGCGGGUAAUGUGGGUUCGGUUAAGAAACAAGGUGGGAAAGAGGAUGCAUGCUUGUUUGUUUUGAAGGGUAACGGCUAUUUGAUGAAUAUUUCGCGAAUCCCUAAUUUGGGCUGCUGUUCGUUACUACAUCUGUCAAACUUAGUAAUAUAUUUGUUCUGAUCUUUGCUUUCCCAAAUUGGUUCUUCUUCCUCCCUCUCCCUCUCCAUCAUAGGCUGUGAGUGAGAGAGAGAGAGAGAGAGGGAGGUCUAGGCGUUGGCAAUUUGGCAUUAUUUGGAAUUGGGCCUUUUAACUUUAAUGUCUACAUGUUCGAGUUUUCCACGUGGCUAUUGCUUUGACCGCGUCAGAUAUGGGAGAAAGUAUUCAAUUCAAAAAAAGAGUUGUGCCAUUUAGCAAGGUGUUCCACUUCCACGUUUUGUGUUGAAAAGUCCAACACCUUUUCCUGUCCUAAUCCCGACUCGGCGACUCCCGAUAUCAAGAAUCAAUCGAUCAAAUUACAUGAUCAAGAAAAGUAUCUCGCGAUUUACUGAUCCUAGACACUUGAGAGCUGGGAGGUGGAGAAGCGACCAUCAUCCGACUCAAAUAAAUGCAGAUUUCAGGCUCGACUUUCCAAUAAGAGAGAGAGAGAGUGUCGGAAGUGUUAGCCACCGUAUGAUCUAUUUUUCUGAUUUCUGAUCAUCGAAUUCCAAUCCGGUGGUGUACGAUCAUGGCUUACAGUGGUUCGACUCAACCUCUGUUGAGUCUCUUCAGCCUUCCACAACCAUACCAGACUUACCAAUCCAGGAAGAUACAAUUGCUCUCUUCUUCCUUGAAUCGACAGCACUCGAGCUUCAGGUCGAAAAAUCAUAAUUUGAAGGGUACCUUCCCAACCGUGAAAAGUCCUUUAUUUACGAGAAUGCCUUUACUCCCUGGAGGUGGAGGCCGACUUAGACACAAGGUUGGUGCCCAUAAAGAAGAUUCCUCUGCAGAGUCCAAAUCGCUUGUUUCUGGCGUUGCAUCCCAACAAGAGGAUUUUGCUUGGUCUUCUGUCAUUUUGCCGUUUUUGUUCCCGGCCUUGGGGGGUUUACUAUUCGGGUAUGACAUCGGCGCCACUUCUGGAGCUACCAUAUCUUUGCAGUCACCCGAACUUAGUGGCACGACAUGGUUCAACCUUUCAGCUGUACAGCUUGGUCUUGUGGUUAGUGGUUCACUUUAUGGAGCUCUUCUUGGUUCCAUUCUUGUCUUCCCGAUUGCUGAUUUUCUUGGAAGGAGAAGGGAACUUAUUUUGGCAGCCUCACUAUAUAUUCUUGGAGGUUUGAUUACUGGCUUUGCUCCAGACCUUGGUGUUCUUAUAGUAGGGCGGGUUCUCUAUGGCCUUGGUAUAGGUCUGGCCAUGCAUGGAGCUCCUCUUUAUAUUGCAGAGACUAGCCCAUCUCAGAUUCGUGGAACUCUUAUAUCUUUAAAGGAACUGUUCAUAGUUCUUGGCAUACUGUUGGGUUAUCUUGUUGGAAGUGUUCAGAUUGAUGCGGUUGGAGGAUGGCGCUACAUGUAUGGGCUUAGUGCCCCAAUUGCAGCUUUAAUGGGUUUAGGCACAUGGAGUCUCCCACCAUCUCCACGCUGGUUACUUCUAAGGGCAGUUCAAGGUAAAGGGUCUUUACAGGAAUACAAAGAUAAGGCUAUCCAAGCUAUCAGAAAGCUAAGAGGUAGGGGAGCUGAUGAUAAACUAUCUGAGAAACAAGUAGAAGAUACUCUCUUCUCACUGAAAUCUGCAUAUGCGGAUGAUGAGUCAGAAGGCAGUUUCUGGGAGGUGUUUCAAGGAUCAAGUUUAAAGGCUUUUAUAAUUGGGGGAGGUUUGGUCCUUUUUCAGCAGAUAACAGGGCAACCAAGUGUUUUGUACUAUGCAGGUUCCAUUCUUCAGAGUGCUGGGUUUUCUGCUGCUGCUGAUGCUGCACGUGUUUCUGUUGUCAUUGGUACAUUCAAGUUGCUGAUGACAGGGGUGGCGGUCCUAAAAGUUGAUGAUCUUGGCAGACGGCCCUUAUUGAUUGGAGGUGUUAGUGGCAUUGCACUUUCUUUGUUCCUUCUCACGGCAUACUAUAAAUUUCUGGGGGGCUUUCCUAUUGUUGCUGUAGCUGCUCUACUCCUUUAUGUUGGCUGCUACCAGAUAUCUUUUGGGCCAAUUAGUUGGCUCAUGGUGUCUGAGAUAUUCCCACUUCGCACAAGAGGACGUGGACUUAGUCUUGCAGUUCUCACAAACUUUGGUUCAAAUGCUAUUGUAACCUUUGCUUUCUCCCCACUGAAGGAGCUUCUGGGGGCAGAGAAUCUUUUCCUCCUAUUUGGGGGCAUUGCUUUGCUGUCACUGUUAUUUGCCAUUGUUUUUGUUCCAGAGACAAAAGGUUUGUCGUUAGAAGAAAUUGAAUCCAAAAUCUUGAAGUAAAAAUAUACAAUUCUCCUCCACUUGUUCAAGAUAAACAGGAUGGGAUAACUAUGGAUCAUCUUACACCAUGGAUAUUUGUGCAUCAUGCAUCCCUGUUUUGUGCCAUAAUAUUGUGAACUGUGAAGUGGAGAGUCGUGCUGUAUAAGUAAAUUCCAUUGGGGAAACUGUUUUAUUUUUAGAGACAGGACAUACAAAGGGAAGAAUGAAAAUAGUUAAAGCUGAAAACAGUAACUAAAAGAUUUCUUCCAUGGAAAAUUUAAUUUCAUGGCUUGCAUU
Molecule: messenger RNA, 2991 nt
Organism: Nelumbo nucifera (sacred lotus)
Lineage: Eukaryota; Viridiplantae; Streptophyta; Magnoliopsida; Proteales; Nelumbonaceae
Product: Major facilitator superfamily protein
Biological process (GO): D-glucose transmembrane transport
Cellular component (GO): membrane
Molecular function (GO): D-glucose transmembrane transporter activity
Source: RefSeq, a predicted model, not a curated record